Molecule: messenger RNA, 2624 nt
Organism: Periophthalmus magnuspinnatus
Lineage: Eukaryota; Metazoa; Chordata; Actinopteri; Gobiiformes; Gobiidae
Gene: spag1a
Product: sperm associated antigen 1a
Exons: 8
Coding region: 103-1257 (384 amino acids)
Biological process (GO): axonemal dynein complex assembly
Cellular component (GO): cytosol
Molecular function (GO): protein binding
Source: RefSeq, a predicted model, not a curated record
AGGGCGGGGCUUACAGAAAUCCCCCACGAAACACAGCUGCUGCGUUUGUGAGCGAAACAAGAGAAACCGGCCGAAGCCACACACCGCAGAAGGAGAGCAGUGAUGGGGAACGCUCAGGACAGACCCCCGGGCAGCGGAGGAGACAGAACCGGACCAAACCAGGCCAGAUCAGGAACACGAGGUAAUGCGGAAAACCCCCAUAGUCACCACGGCUCACAGAAGGGACUGGCCAACGGGACACCGAUAAAAAACAGUACAGUAACACGGGAGGAACCGAGCAGCCCGCCGGUGGAGGAUAAGAGUUACCUGGAUGCCCCCGCAGGAGCCCUCCCCUCUCACUUGGCCCGGCUCAAAAAUGAGGGAAAUCACCUCUUCAAACAUGGACAGUUUGGGGAUGCUAUUGAGAAGUACACACAAGCCAUAGAGGGCUGCGCUGAAGCAGGUGUCGAUAGUCCAGAAGACCUGUGUAUUCUCUAUUCCAACAGAGCAGCUUGUUACCUCAAAGAUGGAAACAGCACAGAUUGUAUACAAGACUGUACCAAGGCACUGGAGCUGCAGCCGUUCUCCCUGAAGCCGCUGUUACGCAGAGCCAUGGCCUACGAGUCACUGGAGCGCUACCAAAAAGCCUAUGUCGACUACAAGACAGUCCUGCAGCUGGACACAGGGGUGCAGGCCGCCCAUGACAGCGUGCACAGAAUCACUAAGAUGCUGAUCGAUCAGGACGGUCCCGACUGGAGGGAGAAACUCCCAGAGAUCCCGGUGGUCCCCCUGUCAGUGCAGCAGCAGUACCGGGACAAACCGCUGUCUGAGAAACAGAUCCAGGCCAGAGCCGCCCGGGCCGCACAGGAAGAGGCAAGAAUACGAGAAGCCAGAUUUACUUUACUGAAGCAAGAAGGCAAUGAGCUGGUGAAGAAAGGCAGUUUCCAGGAGGCAAUGGAGAAGUAUACGCAGUGUUUGACCCUCCAGCCGAACGAAUGUGCAAUGUACACUAACAGAGCCAUUUGCUUCCUUAAACUGAACCGUUUUGAAGAGGCCAAACAGGACUGUGACUCUGCGUUGGAGCUGGAGCCGUCCAAUAAGAAAGCGUUUUACAGACGAGCCCUGGCGCACAAAGGCCUCAAGGACUAUCUGUCGGCCAGCACAGACCUCCAGGAAGUGUUGCAGCUGGACCCAAACGUGAGAGAGGCCGAGCAGGAGCUGGAGAUGGUCACCGGGCUGUUGAGAAAAAGUCUAAUGGAUGGUACGGCACAGGUUUGACAGUUGUGGCGAAGGAAUCAAAUACACGGACACUGGGUGAAAAAUGUACUUUUUCAGAUGACUUGAGAAGGGGCAGCAUCUCCGGCUUUGCUCCACCCGCGCUGUGCAAACCUCUCCUAAAGCCCAAAUUAACUGAGUAAUGUUGGUACUAGUCACAGCACUGGCCCCAAAACCCAUUCAUCUUCCACCAUAUCUAGCUGCUAUACUGUGAUGGUGAGGCGUUCAAGUGCUGCAACAUGGAGAGGAAAGAAGAAGAGUGUGCCUUAAUAAUGAGAUUUUUACUACUGCAAGUUAAAGAACUGCGAUGAUGAUGCUGUAGUCACGGAACACACAGUGAAAGUAAUUCAGCUGGAUUGUAGCUGGGCACAAUAACUGAAGGCUUUUGCUGUUUCUACCUUAUUUUAUGAAGCAUCUUGGGUUUUCAUAUCGGCUUUCUUUUGCAUAAUAGGUUAGGGUAGAAACAUGUGCGCCUUCAAAUAGGUCUGGAAGUAUAUACAUUUUUUUGCAUAUAGAGAGAGUAAGACACCUGCUUUAUGCUGAGUGUUCUAACUAUCACUGGAGACAAUAUCUUUUUUUAAAUGAACUGUAUUCUUAAGAAAAAUGUAGCUUUUAGAUCAUAGUUCAGUUCAAGGCAAUGGAUGAUACAGGAAUGUUAGAAUUUGUUACAGAAUUUGUUACAAAUUAGCAACUUUUUCCAGCUUAUCUAGUCAAAGAUGGCCGCUAGAUUUAUGACAACACUGUUUGACUCAGGUGUAUGACUGAAAGUAUGAAAUAUUAUUUUGUGUUAUUGCUUUUCCACUGAAGUAAAUUUACUUGUGGGCUUAUUCAUUUUGUGUAGUCAGAUGAGCAGGGCCAUUAUACAUCUGCUGGAGGCCAGAUGAUCCUGUUGUUCACGAAUUAGAUUUUGAAAAGAACAGAUCAACAAAUUAAGCCUUACUGCAAGCUCACAACCUCCUGGCAUGGUUUGGGGUAAGGACUGGCAUUGUUUUAAAGUAAAGUUUCCAGUUUUAAAAAAAAUAUUCAUGCAUGUGCACAAUAGAAAGGUUUACGUAACAGUUUUGUUCUUUAUAUAAAGGGCCAUUUAUUCAUUCUUUUUUUUUUUCACUUUCCAACUAUUUAAUUAAAAUGAUUACAUUUUAAAUUCCAGUUAUUUCAGCUUUUUUCUCAAAUUAAAUUGCUUAUAUUUAAUUUGAGAUAAAAUUGCUUAUAUUAUUUAACAGAUGUGCCACAUUUGUUUCUGAAUGUAUUGAAUUCUCUGUCAACAUUUGAGAUGCUUUUAUGCUUUUAAAGUGCUGCAACUUUUAAUGCAAGAGCAUGUACUGUAUGUAAAUAGCUUGAAUGCACAUGUAAAUAAAUGAUUCAAACUA